Messenger RNA from Hypomesus transpacificus, 4879 nucleotides. It is a transcript of the gene letm2, whose product is annotated as leucine zipper-EF-hand containing transmembrane protein 2. Gene Ontology annotation, molecular function: ribosome binding. The transcript has 11 exons. Bases 282 to 1808 code for a protein of 508 amino acids. Gene Ontology annotation, cellular component: mitochondrial inner membrane. The record is from RefSeq and is a predicted model, not a curated record. Lineage: Eukaryota; Metazoa; Chordata; Actinopteri; Osmeriformes; Osmeridae. Gene Ontology annotation, biological process: intracellular monoatomic cation homeostasis.
AUGCUUGCGUGACCUUUUUCAGUGCAGCACUGAACGCUGUGCCGUCUGGGUGGAUAUAGUAAGGCACUGGAAAACACGACGAUUCCGAAACGAACACAAGUAAUACACCCUUCGUAAAUGGGUUUAUUAUCACAACAGUCGUUGGUUUUCAUCUCGCUUUUUCAAUCAACCGACUACAGUGAAUGGAUUGUAUCAUUUUUUGCUCGCCAAACUGCCUUACGACGACCAGUCAUUAACCCCAGCAGGACAUUUGACGUUCGAGGAAGUCUCGGUCUGCCGUUAUGAUGGCAGUCUUCAGUCCGCAGGUGCUUAUGGCUGUAACAAGAUCAAGGGGGUCUUAUCUGCUGUCUAAACGGCACAGCUGCUGCCCCCUUCCCUCCACCGCCUACCUCCAGCUCCACCUGGACUCCCACACACGCCUAUCCACCCCACCCCCUCUCAGACACUCCCGAGCUGGAUACCCCCACUGCUCGCGGGCCCACGGACCCACCCGCCCCCACAGCACCUCCCUGCUGGCCAGAUCGCUACACAGCAGCUGUGUCUGGCUCCAGGACACCAAACAGGACUCCCAGCCCCUUCCCGGUGCCACCCCAGCCCAGGAUGACCCCCCCGGGGUUAAGAAAGACCCUGCUGCCCCUCCACCUCCAUCCACCCCAACAGCAGCUGCCACAGCCGCAUCGCUACCUCCGACCCAGGAGAGGGCGGUAGUGAGGAAGUCUGUCGGCCAGAGGAUAGUGGACGAGAUGAAACACUACUAUAACGGCUUCCGACUCCUGGGGAUCGACACCAACAUCGCGGGGAGGAUGGUGUGGAGACUGUUGCAUGGACAGCUGCUCUCUCGCAGGGAGAGGAGACGGUUGAUGAGGACCUGUGCCGACCUGUUCCGCCUGGUCCCCUUCAUCGUCUUCAUCAUCGUUCCCUUCAUGGAGUUCCUGCUGCCCGUCUUCCUGAAGCUCUUCCCCGACAUGCUGCCCUCCACCUUCGAGACGGAGGACAAGAAGGAGGAGAAACAGAAGAAGGGUCUGGCUGCCAAGCUGGAGCUGGCCAAGUUCCUGCAGGAGACGAUAGCAGAGCUGGCUCUCCGGAACAAGGCCAAGGCCCUGACGGAGGACGAGACCCAGCGCUUCUCCACAUACGUGCAGAAGGUACGUCACACGGGCGAGCAGCCCACCACCAAGGACAUCGUGAAGUUCUCCAAGCUGUUUGAGGACGAGCUGACCCUGGAGCACCUGGAGCGCCCCCAGCUGGUGGCGCUGUGCAAGCUGCUGGAGCUGCAGCCCAUCGGCACCAACAACCUGCUGAGGUUCCAGCUCAUGAUGCAGCUGCGCACCAUCAAGGCCGACGACGAGAUGAUAGCUGGGGAGGGCGUGCCGGCCAUGAGUGUGUCAGAGCUGCAGGCAGCCUGCCGUAGCAGAGGCAUGAGGUCUCUGGGGCUCACCAGCGACCAGCUACGCCAGCAGCUGCAACAGUGGCUGGACCUGCACCUGAAGGAGAACGUGCCUCCCUCCCUGCUCCUGCUCUCCAGAGCCAUGUACCUGACCGACCUCAAACCCAAGCCCCCCAUCAUCCCGCCUGUCGCCAAGCUAGAGAAGUCUCCACCUCCUGUGGAGAACACUGAAGCAGUCCCUCCUUCAGUCUCAGCCGAGCUACUAGCCGACCCUGCUCUCAUCAUCAAGGACAGACCGAUCGAGGAGUUGAAGGACAAGGCUCCUGUGCUCUCAGACAAGCCUCUGACCCCGGCGCAGGUCAUCCAGGCCAAGGCGGCAGAGAUGACCCCGAAGAGCAAGAUGACUGCAAACGGCGUGUGAGGAGGAGGAGGAGGAGGGAGAGAGAGAGAGAGAGGGACACGGGCUGGAGGUUAGAGGUCGGAGCCAUCAUCUGCUUCACUGCUUCUGCAAGACCAGAAGACUGAGGGAAUCUCCCCCUCCCCCCUCUAUUUCACCCCCCCAAAAGUGGUGAUGUCAGACCAAGACCUGAUUGUUAUUGGUGCUAGACUUCUGGAAAAUUCCCCCCCUAACAGUUUUUACUAGCCAGGACCAUUCUCCCAUCUCACCCCAGGACACACACCACCGUCCUCCCCUCGCCCUCCCCUUCCUCUCUCACUCCCCCUCGGUCUCCCCUCUCCUCCCCGUGUCCAUCCAGGACCCCCCCCCCCAGCCACCGGCAGCUGGCUCCUCUCAGACACUCCAUUCACUCAAACACCAGAGGCGGACAGGAAGUUCUCCACUCCUGACUCGGCUCCCUGCGACUGGGGGACUAAAACCUGCUUCAUUCAUCGACGUAACAGAGAUUGGGUCGUUUCGAAGAACGCCUGGUCCUCUGGCUGGCUGGCCUGGACUCUUCCCCCCCCCCCCCCCCCCCCCCCCCCCCCCACACCCCCAAUCCCACCCCCUUGUAUAUGUGUAAAUAUUGUGUAAAAUGUUGUCUUGCUCAGGAGGCUGGCCCAUCGCUGCUCUCUGCACUCUGCUAUGCCACUCCCUCAAACUGUCCUGAGAGAGGGAAAAAAAGAGUUCUAUGAACUUUGACCGUUCUGGUUAUUUUUAAUUAUUAUUAUUAUUUUUUAGUUGUCGCGUGUAAAUACAAAGGCCGGACUCGGGCAUCUCGCCCGUCGGGGUGAGGUGAACGCGUGCCGUCAGUCGGGGAGGACGCGACGCCUCAGCCGUAGACCCCGUCUGCCCCGUCUGUUCCCGGGGGAGGCAGCGGCAGACGCCCCUGCCUGGCUCUGAGGGGCGCCGUCCAGCAGGACCGUGUUCUGGGGCUAAACCCUCAACCUCCGUCCUCCUGAGCUGUCCUCAGAUCCAUCUCCGGGACUCUACCGCCUGCCGGAAUCCCAGGGACUCCCGACAUCCGGGGUGUAGAUGGGGGGGGGGCAAACUGAGCAUGUCGGCGUGAAAUCCCUGACCCUGUAAUGUGUCUCACCUCAUCAGCUAACGACGUGCAGGUGCAUGCCCGGCCUCUCAGACUGAAUGAAGUGGCAUUGUGUAUUUAGAGGACUAUGGAUAGCAGAUGAACACUAGUUGAUUUGAUCUGAUUGUAAGAGAGCGCCCUCCCUACUCCUCCUGGAGGCACAGCGGAGACAGGCAAGGCGCGGCCAGGCAGACUGGAGCGCUGCGGUCGUGCUCAAACCUGCUGCGGUCGGUCAGGUCGACCGGGCUGGGAAAGCGCUCUGCUCGCGCCUCCUUGUAAUCAAUUGAACAGGAAAUCUGUGUAAACAUUUUUAUUUUGUAUUUGAGUAUACAGUGGUUAUAUUGUGUUGAUGCUAAAGUACUACUACUACUACCCUUGAUUCAUAGUAAUCAAAUCUGAGAGAGAAACUUGAUGUUUUAUUGCGUAAUAAUACUGGGUAAUGUUUUAUCCAGAACCUGUUAUUACAACUUAAGGUAGUGAACAAUCCGAUGAGAGAGAAAUUAAGUGUUAAAUAAUUUAUUGGCACAAAAGUUUAUCCUCAACCUUUGCCCCCCCCCCCCCCAAAAGUAACAUCUUUAUUAAAAAUGUUCACGUGGUCUGAAAAGUUUAAAUAUAUAUGGAACCCCUUGUGUGACCACGAGAUCUCAAACCUUUGCUACUUCGUCAUAAGUUCACUACUAUAACGACCUAGGAUUUACCACAGGAACAUGUGUGUGCAUUAGAUGCUUUUGUGUUUGGUUGUGCAUGUUUGAUUGAUGAUGCCUUAGCCUCUGGGACCCCCUCUCCCCCUACAGCAUUUAACCAGGGGACAUAAACAAAAGGAGGCCACUACUUUCUGUCAGUGGACCCUCAGCCCCUCUAAUGAGCUUCGUACUUGUUGUGUGUUAGCAUUAGCAUGGCCCUGUUUCAGUGAAAGACUUGGUGGAAGCUGCUGCCAUAUUUCCUAAUGCUGGGACGCUAAUCAUCACUCCUACAGGCUUCACAUCUCUGCGAGGCUUCAGUCCUGCCUGGUUCAGAUGCGAGUGCUCUGCCUGGUUCAGCUGCUAGCGCUCUGCCUGGUUCAGCUGCUAGUACUCUGCCUGGUUUAGAUGCUAGUGCUCUGCCUGGCUUAGAUGCUAGUGCUCUGCCUGGUUUAGAUGCUAGCGCUCUGCCUGGUUCAGCUGCUAGCGCUCUGCCUGGUUUAGAUGCUAGUGCUCUGUCUGGUUGAACUGCUAGUGCUCUGCCUGGUUCAGCUGCUAGUGCUCUGCCUGGUUCAGCUGCUAGUGCUCUGCCUGGUUUAACUGCUAGUGCGCUGCCUGGUUCAACUGCUAACACUUGUACAUCUAGACAUACCACACUCCACAGGUUUCCCAUGCUACAGUUUAUUUUUGAUUUUAACUGAUGGACCUUUUCAUUUGAUUUUUCCAACCAAAAAUUUGUACUUGUCGUCGUUCAGGGUGUUGUGUCUGCGAGGCGCUUUUACCUCAUCUGUGUGUGGAAUGUCUCUUGUCUCCUGUCCCCCACCCCCUGUUCAAAGACAGAAUCUCUACCCCCCUCUCGUCCCUUUCCCCUCGCCCCUCAUGACCACCCGGGGCCGGGGUGGAAGACGUCACCUCCUCCGCGGCCUUUUCACGUUACAAAAGGAAAGUGAGGGAAGCAAAAGUGUGACACGAACGGGUUAUGCACGAAAACAAAUGAAAAUUAGAGCGUGAAAGCAUUGUGACUCGCAUGUUUGAAUGCCCAGCCCAGCCUUUGAACCGGCCCCUCUUUGGAAAAUACAAAGUAUUGGAAAUGGAAUGGUUGAACAGCAGAAUGGAACUGUUGGGCGCUGCCGCUUGGUACACAGUUACCGGCAUGGUGUGUGGGGGGUUCUGUCUGGUUUUGGGGUUGAAAUUGUGGGGGAACUCUAGCUGACCUAGAACGUCCAGAUCUUCAUAAAGAGUUUAACAAGGAUCAUGUAAACUGAAUAAAGGCCCUUCGGACAUGGAGAUGG